This is a messenger RNA of Penicillium waksmanii, 249 nucleotides long. RefSeq lists its product as uncharacterized. Bases 1 to 249 code for a protein of 82 amino acids. Lineage: Eukaryota; Fungi; Ascomycota; Eurotiomycetes; Eurotiales; Aspergillaceae. The record is from RefSeq and is a predicted model, not a curated record. The transcript has a single exon.
AUGGAGGAGCGGUGGGCUCCUACAGUCGAAAGACCCCCAGUGCUAGCGAUGGAAGAAUCGGGGGAGAAGAAGUGGUGGCGGGAAAUGAACGAGAGUGAGGGUGGUAACGAAGGGAUUGCGGCGAUUGCGGCCAGGUUGAGGACGAGGACGAGGGCGAGAACCGAGGCAGGGAAGAGCAAAGGCGACAAGGGGAGGCGUAACAGAAAAAUGAGCCAGCCCAAUGAUUCUGAAGGUCUGAAAGGAAGAUGA